This is a messenger RNA of Haliotis rufescens (red abalone), 1752 nucleotides long. RefSeq lists its product as uncharacterized. The transcript is spliced from 3 exons. Bases 28 to 1275 code for a protein of 415 amino acids. The record is from RefSeq and is a predicted model, not a curated record. Lineage: Eukaryota; Metazoa; Mollusca; Gastropoda; Lepetellida; Haliotidae.
UUGACGAAGGAGUUGGCUUCUUUGCAAAUGAAGGGCAAAAUGAGAAUUCUUCUGUCAGUGAAGAUCUUUCUUUUGUUGCACCUUGCUCAAAACCUAAAUGGUGAAGCAAUUUCUCCAAGCAAGGCAAUAACUCAUGGUGGACAGAAAGAUGCCCAAAAUGAUGUCUAUACCUCUCGAUAUGCGUACUUGUUGGCACUACAGAGUUCAAUGGACAUGUUGGAACAACGGCUGGGGCAAGGAAUCUCGACAGUAGAGCAGGAAAACAAGAAUGAAGAAUGGGUCAACAAGAAACAGAGUGAAGUAAAUCUUACAGGAAAAGCCAAGGGGUUCUCAAACCGUAACUAUGCUGGCGUGAUACUUUUCUGUAAAGAGGACAUAUCAGGUUUAUGUGCAAGCCGUCAACAUCCUGGUGUCUUCUACUACAUUCGAGGCGCGAAAAAAAAAGAAAAAGGUGAAAGCAUUAUCUACGCAUACGACACCAAUAAACGGUCAAUUAUCGUUGAGAUCAGUUUGGAUGCUGUCAACACUGACUGGGAAGAUAUCGCAUGUGGUCCUUGUGAUUCGGAUGGAUUUGGACAUUGUAUUUAUGUAUCUGAUACUGGAAAUACAGGAGAAGGUCCUGUUAAUCUGAUCUACAAGGUGCAGGAACCAGAGGAAGUGAUACAGGGUCGUAAACUGUCUCUCGGGGAGGACGAAAUCGAGGUCAUCGGUUUUGAAUCCACAUUGAAGAAUAGUAAGACACUCAUGGUUUCACCAAGAGGCAGAAUCUUCCUCAUGGAUUCUUCCCGCAAACCUGGAGGGUUAUAUGAAAUCGAUGAAUAUGAAGCCAAAUACCUCUUUAAUGUGGCUUUACCCAAGAGCAAGUCACACGAAGGUCCGAGUGGUGGAGAUAUAUCUGUAGAUGGUAAGGGAUUCCUUAUCAAGUUCAAAGAGGAGGUAUUCUACUGGUAUGUUGAUGCAGAAGAAGAUAUGGAAAAGGUCCUCACCGAUUCCAAACAGUCCAUGCAACUCCCUUAUUGGACAGAAACAUUUGGCGAAUCAGUUGCUUGGAGUCUUGAUGGGGCAUCCUACUUUACAGUCUCUGCAGGCUGUAACGAACCACUAUAUCGAUAUGAGAGACUUGAUCAUGCCACAACCGCAGUGUCAGAUGAGUACGAUGAAUAUGAUGAUGAUGACUAUGACGAUGAUGACUAUGACGAUGAUGACGAUGAUGACGAUGAAGAUCGCUAUGCGAUGUCUCCGUUUGGUAUCUUUGGUUCGCUUGUGUUUGGGUAGGCGUGAUAAUAUGUACCUCAGAAUUCUGUAAUGAUCAUCUUUAUCUUGAAACAUCAUACCUGAGGUGUUUUCGGACCAUGGGUUCAGAGAUACAGUGAUCCUGCAGAUAUAUAUCGAGUAAUGAAGACUAAACCCGUCAAUGUUAUACAUAAUCAUAUAAAAUUGAACAUUGACAACAAAUUGUAGCUAAUUCCUUUACACUUAUUUAUCCACCUGACCUAGCAAUAAAACAUCUCAUAUGUUUUGUAGUUCGAUCUAUGCAUUAAUAUGUGAGUGAGUGAGUGAGUUUGGUCUUACACCUCUUUAAGCAAUAUUCCAUGCAAUAUCACGGCGGGGGACACCAGACAUUAAUUUUGUGAGCGACUUUCCACACUGUACGACUGUAUGACAAGAGGAAUGACUAAAUUUUCCCUUUUUGUCGAGCAUAUAUUUUCCAGUAGCUCCAGCCUAUGUCUAUAUUUUACUUUUGGGGUACAA